Molecule: messenger RNA, 1387 nt
Organism: Brassica oleracea var. oleracea
Lineage: Eukaryota; Viridiplantae; Streptophyta; Magnoliopsida; Brassicales; Brassicaceae
Product: transcription factor bHLH57
Exons: 4
Coding region: 221-1153 (310 amino acids)
Biological process (GO): regulation of transcription by RNA polymerase II
Molecular function (GO): protein dimerization activity; DNA-binding transcription factor activity, RNA polymerase II-specific; RNA polymerase II cis-regulatory region sequence-specific DNA binding
Source: RefSeq, a predicted model, not a curated record
CUCUUCUUCUUCUCCCGCAUUGUCUUCUCUCCUUUUAUAUAUGUGAAAGCUGCAUUUAUUAACAAAACUAUAGAAAGUGUAACACUCGAAAGGAAUGUUUUUGGUCGAGAGGAAAGAGAGAAAACGAAGAAGAAGAGAAUGUUAAUUUAAAGACCUAUUUGAAGCUGCUAAAUCCAUUAUAGAGAGACUCUUUAAAGCGUCAACUGAUUCUCAUCUAAUUAUGGAGGGACUAAUGAGAUUUGGAGGAUUAGAAGAACAAUUCAGUCACAUUUCAGAAAACGCAAUUAACGAGAAGACCCCAUUUCUGCAAAUGCUACAAUGCACAGAACCAGAACCAAAUCAGAUACUCCAGUCACUUCUCCAGAGCCAAACCCUAGAACCAGAGAGCUGUCUCACUCUUGAAACCAUCAAAAGAGAUCCGGGUCAAGAAGAAGACCCGGUAAAGGAUCCGAAAACCGAAGACGGAGCAGAGGCAAAAGUCAAAGAAAAACGAAAACGGAAACGGACAAGAGCUCCAAAGAACAAAGAUGAAGUUGAGAGCCAAAGGAUGACUCACAUUGCGGUUGAACGUAACCGGAGACGACAAAUGAAGGAACACUUAAACUCACUUCGGUCUCUCAUGCCUCCAACGUUUCUUCAACGGGGUGAUCAAGCUUCUAUCGUGGGAGGAGCUAUAGAUUACAUAAAGGAGCUCGAGCAGCUUUUGCAAUCACUAGAGGCUGAGAAACAGAGCGAAGGAGCUAGUGAAAAUCCUAAAACGGCCUCGUGUUCUUCCUCUUCAUCUCGUGCAUGCACUAACUCUUCUGUCUCGAGCAUCUCGCCGACGUCUGAAGAUGGGUUUACGGCGAGAUUUGGCGGCGGAGAUACGGUGGAAGUGGAAGCUACGGUGAUACAGAACCAUGUGAGCUUGAAGGUUCGUUGUAAGAGAGGGAGAGGACAGAUCUUAAGAGCUAUCAUCUCCAUUGAAAACCUUAAGCUCUCGAUUCUACAUCUCACUAUCUCCACUUCCUUUGACUUUGUCUUCUACUCUUUCAAUCUCAAGAUAGAAGAUGGGUGUAAGGUACGAUCAGCUGAUGAGAUAGCAACAGCCGUUCAUCAGAUCUUCGAGCAGAUCAAUGGUGUAAUGAUGUGUUCAAAUCUCAGUCGAGCUUAGCUGACUUCCGACUCUUUUUCUUCCUUGUAGUGUGUGUAGCUUUAGGUUACAAAAAGGAACGUAAAAUAAAUAAAGCCCAAAUUGAAUUUUUUUGAGGGGUUUAACCAUUUUUUAAUUCCUUUUUAAAUCAAUCUCAGGGUUGUGCAUUUGAAUUUAUGGCCACUUAAAAUUGUUAUUUGCCUGUCAUUUUGUUGUUAUUAUUGCCUGUAACUUUCAAAAUAACCUAUGGAUAUU